Rodentolepis nana is the source of this 534-nucleotide messenger RNA. The record is from the annotation of a GenBank genome assembly. NCBI's taxonomy places the organism in Eukaryota, Metazoa, Platyhelminthes, Cestoda, Cyclophyllidea, Hymenolepididae.
CCAAAAUACCUCUUUAACAGCAACCCUCUUGAACUUAUUUACAGCAAUGAGGAUUCUGCAGCAUAUCUGCAAUGCAAUGGAACUAGAACAACUCCUGACUUACUCCUGGCUUCAAGCGACAUCAGCAAAAUAAUUGACGAUCCUGGUUCUGGUCACAAACCAGUCCGUGAAAUAAUUGACGAUCCUGGUUCUGGUCACAAACCAUCAUUCUACCAUCGGCAGCAAAAGCAUGACAAGGAAAGUGCCAACGACUGGGUCUGGUCACAAACCUACCAUCGGCAGCAAAAGCAUGACAAGGAAAGUGCCAACUCCAUCGGCAGCAAAAGCGAAGCUAAAAGAAAGCGGGACGCCCUUCGCAACACUGCUGAUCAGUGUAAGAGGGACGCCCUUCGCAACACUGCUGAUCAGACUGGGAGGGACGCUCUUUGCAACACUGCUGAUCAGACUGGAAGCGGGACGCCCUUCGCAAUACUGCUAAUCACACUGGAAGAAAAGAAGACGUACAAGCCUGGAGAUGACAAUCAGCUGUCCUAA